Messenger RNA from Drosophila obscura, 6578 nucleotides. RefSeq lists its product as uncharacterized. The record is from RefSeq and is a predicted model, not a curated record. The transcript is spliced from 4 exons. Lineage: Eukaryota; Metazoa; Arthropoda; Insecta; Diptera; Drosophilidae. Gene Ontology annotation, biological process: tRNA wobble uridine modification. The coding region runs from base 953 to 5266 and encodes 1437 amino acids. Gene Ontology annotation, cellular component: nucleus; cytoplasm. Gene Ontology annotation, molecular function: tRNA binding; S-adenosylmethionine-dependent methyltransferase activity.
ACAGACACGGCAGCGGCUGGCCGACACGUUAAGCCAACACAAAAAAAAAACACACACACACUGUGACACAGGACGACACACGCACACAGUCAAACGCGCACCAACACUGACUCAGACAAAAUCCAUUCGUAUAUAAUUGAAGCGCCAAGUGCCAGUGUCCUAGAAAUGAAACAUACUCCCCGAAAUCAAAUCGAAGUGGAUAAUGGAAAAUUAUUUGAAGAGAAAGUUGAUAAGGAAGCGCCAGUAGAAGAAAAGUGCAAGUGAAAAGUUACUAUAAGAAGCAGCAAAAUCAAACAACCACUCACGCACACACACACAUACACACGCGGACAUACACACAAAGGAAACGUCAUAUGCCAGAGGCAUUGACAGGAGCCACAUCCAGAGCCAUAGCCAAAGCAACGGAGCCACACUGCUGGAAAAGCAUUUUGUGUAUCCUAUUUUGUGGGCUCGAACUCGAACCAGGCAAGCCAAGGCAAAGGCAAAGGCAAGGCAAGCGUGCGUCCGUGUCCGUGUCCAUGCCCGUGUCCUUUGCAAUAGCAGCCAGCAGCCAGCAGCCAACAGCAACAGAAACAGCAGCAACAAACAAUAGCAAUUACAUCGUGUAGUAGUUGCUAUAAUGAUAGAUUUCAAAAAUAAAUUGAGCAAAUUAACGUAUAAAACGUGCCCCGCUUCGAAAUUCUAAAAAUACAUACUGGCACAGCGCUACGCCAACUUGUCGAACCCAAAGGAGCAGUGGAAGUUGAUUCAAGGGUCCAAGUGCCGCAACCGACUUUAAAUUAUGCAUGCACAUUGAUUUUCUGACUGCGACGUUGUUGUUCCCGUUCCCAUCGUAUCCUUCGAAGUCGUCGUCGUCGUCGUCAUUACCGUCGUUGUCGUCGUCGUCGUCGUCGUCGUUAUAUCCUCAUCAUCUUUAUCAUCAGCCUAUAUAGGCAAUCUGGUCUGUUGUCGCAUGUUAUCGUCGGAACUGGUGUCGUCGACGGCUUUGUUGAAUGCGAGUUAUCAGCGCAACAACGGCCCAACAAAAGAUGAAGUUUUACUGUCAACAACACUUGAAGAGUGCUACACAUCAACAACAGCAGCAGCAGCAGCAGCCACAGGAGCAGCAGCAGCAACAGCAACAAUGACCAAACAAUUGACAACCACCACAGCAACCAAUGGGGCAUCGAGCAUAACCCAAACGGGAGACUUGGCGCCCACAGUUAUAUCACCAACAGCCUCCACAACAACAAUCGAAACAACAGGAGCAGCGGCAGGACCUGGACCUGCAGCUGGCACACCUUCAACCCUGACAGCUGAGGCAACAAAGAGUUUGACGCAAGCAGCAGCAGCAGCAGCAGCAGCAACAUCGUCAGGAACAUCGUUAAGUAACGAUGCCAGCGGUCGUUCGGCAGCUCUGGAGCGUGCCUACGUCCAUGAUGUGUACGAGCACUGCGAGGAGCCCACGGGCCCAGUGCGGCCACGUAUGGCGCACUUUCUGAGCAACCUGGAACCGGGCUCUGUGGUGUGCGACGUGGGCUGUGGCAGCGGACGCUACCUCACACAAUGCAAUCCGGCAAUUUGCACAAUUGGCGUGGAGCGGUGUUACCGUCUGAGCAAAGUGGCCCACGAGAAGGGCGGUGAGGUGGCGCUGUGCGACAAUCUGGAGCUGCCGUUCCGCGAUGACAGCUUCGAUGCGGUGCUUUCGCUGGCCGUGGUGCAUCACUUUGCCACGACCGAGCGACGCGUUCAGGCCCUGAGGGAGCUGGCCAGAAUACUGAGAAUUGGCGGCCGUGUCGUCAUAACUGUGUGGGCACUGGAGCAGCGUCAUCGCCGCUUUGAGUCGCAGGAUGUCCUCAUACCCUGGCAGCCGCCCAAGAAUCGCAAUUAUUCAUAUUCUGAUGAAGAGGACGAUGACAAUUGUCAGCCGCCCUACCACGCCUACACGGAGGACUCAACGAACUCCAGUCGCUCGGCAGGAGACGGCGACAGCUCCAGUCUCAGUUCAUCGUCGCCCGGCGAGUCCUGCUACAGUUUUGUGCGACGGGCCAUUCAGAAAUUGGCCCGUGGACGUCGUCAUGCCUGGUUCAUGGACUCGUGGUCCUCCAAGGACACCAAAAACGACAGCAGCCUGGACUAUGAGGAUGCCAAGGAUCUGCCCAUCGAGCUGCGUCGCCUGGAGGACUUUGAAGACUUUCCGCCAGAUCCACCACUGUCCGCCGGCCUCAAGUCCCGCAGCCUGGGCAGCAUUCUACAGCCGCCGCCACGGCAGAUCGUUCGCUCCCGCUCGAGUGUGCCCAGCCUGGGGGGUCCCCUGAUUCCGGGCGAGACAAAGGCCAGUGCGGCGGCUCUGCUGCUCAAUGCACCCGAGGGACAGCAGACAAAUGGCCGCCACUCGCCGCCCACCACCGCGAGUGCGGGCAACACGCUCAGCCGCCGGCCCAAGCUCAUCAAACAGAAGCAGUCGCUGUGCGAGGAUGAUGGCCUGGCCGAUGCAGCUACGCCGCCCACCUCCGAGGCGUUCCACAUGAUGAGCAGCUACAACAGCUCAAACGGGGGAGUGAGCAGCAGCUUGUACACGCGCAGCGGCUGCUAUGCCUCCAAUUUCCAUCAGCAUGCCUCAUCGGUGGCCUCACCACCGGCAACGUCCAAAGGAACGGGAGUGGGAGUGGGAGUGGUACCAGGACCAGGAGGCACUGCCUCUGGCCUGCCCAGCUUUCUGCGCAAGCAGAGCUCUCUCAACGAGGAGCUGAUGGCCUGCAAUCGGCUGCGGGAGAAGGAACGGGUGCGAAAGCGGAUACAGAAGCAGACGUCGCUGAACGAGGCCUUCCUCUGUCGCUCGGCCAUGUUCUCCAAGCGGCUGCAGGUGAUCCGCGAGGGCUUCACCACCAAGAUCAAGAGCUCGACGGGCAGUCUGGAGCGUGUGACCAAGACGGGCAUCAGCAAGCUGAUCCAGAACAUCAAGAGUGCGCCCCAGACGCCAUCAAAUCCUGUACAGACGCCAGCUGCGGCGGAUAAGGCUGCCACGAACAACAAUAACAAGCAGGCGGCCACAGUGUCGCCGGCACCACAGCACCACCAUCACCAUCAUCACCACCAUCUGCAGCAUCACCUGACGCACCUGAUACUGUCCAGCACGGCCACCUCGCCCGCGCCCGCACCCGCACCCGCAGCCACGACCGCGGCCGGUCCCGUGACGUACUGCAGCAGCGUGGACUGCAGCCUGGGGAACAGCUGCCACUGCAGCCAGUACCAGCAGGAGUGCUUCGCCUGUGCGGACAGCGAGCAGGCCAAGGCCAGGCGGCACUCGCGCGAGUCCGGCUCGGACUCCUCCAAGGACAGCAGCCUGCAGUCGGACACGAGCAUCGAGUCCGAGGACAGCUUCGCCUCGGUCAUCUUCAUACCCAAGCCGGAGCAGCAUCAGCAGCAGCUGAACUACCAGCAGCAGCACCAGAACUCCAACUCCAGCUCGAGUAAUUCCUCCUCCAGCAAUGGCCAGGCGGUGAAUGCGCCUGCUGGGGCCACCGCUGGAGCAGCUAACCACCCACAACAGGGUACCAAUCCCAACUUCCGACUGCCGCCCACACACUCUGUGCCAACCUCUCCGCUGAUAAUGCCCUGCCCUCCGACUCCGGCGCACUCCCCUGCCGCCAUACAGGGCACGGUGACGUCGCCGCCACAGUCCACGACCGCUGUGUCGGCGGCCAUGGCCAUACUGACGCCACCCACGAAGCCGGCACGCUUCAGCUUCGACGAGGCUCACAUCAAGCAGCAGAAGGAGCAACAGGCACAGCCCCAGACACAGCCCCAGACACAGACCCAGCUGCAGCCACAGCCCCACACACCGGUCCACAAAAUCACGCGUCAGACAAUCAGGGACUUGCCGCCGAUACCCAAGUUCCGGAAGCAGCAAUCCCUGCAAUUGCAGCGCCAGAAUUUUCCGAUUGUGAGGCGUGCCUCGGGUUCGGGUGUGUCCACAUCGGCCUCUGCCCACUCGCUGGCGAGCAGGCUGCUCUCUCUGGAACUGUUCAAUCCGGCCACCGACGACCUGGACAGCGACUCCAGUGAACCCUCCUCGCCCGACUCCAUUGACAGUGUCAUCAGUGCUCCGCGCUCGGCAAAGAUCCCAACUGGCAGUGGCGGCGAGGGCGAGGGCGGCGACGCCUCCACAUCCGCGUCCCAGGACGAGGGAGAGGCCAGCCUGGCGCAGAUGAUCAGUCUGCAGCAGGAGCAGUACCACAAGGGCGAGCUGCAGAUCAAUAAUGCCGUGCCCCAUGCCAACGAUGACAUCAUCCUCAAUGCGGACAGUGCCCCGCUGCUGCCGGAGAAACGGGAGUCGGGCCAGACGCAGGACUGUGCCGAGUUUGCCGAGCAGUUGACGGCCCAGCUGCAGCGGGAGCUGGAGGACAAGAGCAGCCGUGCGGAGUGCCGGUCCCUGGAUGGUAUCGGAGAUCUCUCCGAGUACCUGGGCGGCGCCAAGAAGCGCUCGAAUGGCGAACUGAGCGCCUUCAGGGAUGAGCUGCGAGAGCGUCGCUUGAUGCUGGUCAAUCUUUCCACGCAGCCGAGUCUGCAGCAGUCACCAAUUUCCUCUAGCACCUCCUCGCUGUCCUCGCAGACUCGCAGCUUCACCAUCCAAGAGGAGGAUGGCGAAGAGGAGGAGGAGGAGGAGGAGAAUGAGUCCAGCUACUCGCUGGGCAUCUACGAGCACUGCAAGAUCUCCAAGUUCAACUACAAGCGGAAUCGCCACUACCAGCUCAAUCCGGAGACAGCCUACCUGCUGCAGGACGAUGGCGACAGCGAUGUGCGCGACGACGAGGACGAUGUGAUUCCCGAAGAGGAGGAGGACGAGGAUGCCGAGGCGCUCGAGGCACGUGGCGGCGACCAGCUGGGCGAGGGCAUAGGCGCCUCCAUGCACGACUACGGACAGCGGCGCCGCAAUAUGGCGGCCAUGAAGCAGAGCACGCCCAGCACCCCCUCGCCCGUGUGCGCAAAUCCUUCGGCAACGCAGCAACAGCAGCAACAGCAGCAACAGCAGCAGCAGCAGGCACCGCUCCAGCAGCGCAACUCCACCGACUCGAUGGAGCACUCGAACAGCUCCACCAACUCGCUGGACAGCCCCUCCCAAGGCGGCUCGAGCACACACCAUCGCUACUACCAUGUGUUCCGCGAGGGCGAGCUGGACGCGCUGAUCAACCAUCAUGUGGCCAGUCUGCAUAUCGUGAGCUCCUACUACGAGCGUGCCAGCUGGUGUGUGGUGGCCGAAAAGGUUCAAGUGUGGACCAUUUAAGCUUCUAAACUCCUCCCCUACCCUCCCCACCCCUCCAACAAUUGAUUCUCUCUGAUGCCCCCAAUGGAAUUGUUAAAUUUAGUCUCUUAACUCUAGUAAACGCAAAAUUGAGGCGGGGAAACCCCUUACAAAAAACUAGGCACUAAUUUACCGGUAGGCAACUCGCGCUUUUCAGAGUUGCCAGGCCUGCUCAAGAACGGCAGGGUUGCACUGCAUUGAAAUCAAAUUUCAAAAAUAAAAAACCAAAACCACUUAGCUAUAAGCCAACGAAGAGGAAAACAACGCAAACAAAAAAAUAUACAUAGAUACAUACUAUAGGGAUCUUGAAACAUCUACGCGUAAAUCUAUUUACAACGAGCAUCAGUUCUGCGCUAUUCUCAGACUCAGUUCCCGCGACACUUUUAGCACUUUAUCAUUUCCGAUCAACUAAUCAUCAAACGUCCAUACGAAACUUGACAUACCUACAAAAGAAAGUUACAUAUAUACUCAUACAGAAUAUACAUACAUAUAUAGAGCAAAGAAAGAAUGUAAUGUACCCAUCUAACCGAUAUAAAAAAAAUAAUUAUAGCAGCCCAUAACUAACGAAGUAAUAUCAAUACCUGCAUUUAAAGGACAGAGAAAACCCAUACAUACAAACAAUACAUACUCGUAUAUUCCAAUGCAAAGGAAAUCAAAAAGGAAAUACUCGAAACGAAUACUCGUAUAACUGCAACGCCUACCCUACCUACCACUAUACCGCGAUAAUAUUUUCAAUCUAUUUUCUGUACGCUUCUUUUAAAUUUCUUUAAUUAGUAGAAGCUAAUGAACACACUUCCCCAAAAACGGCCAAUAAAAACGAAUGUAACAUAAGCUUAUGCCUAAAUUAAACAUUUUUUGUCUACUUAAGUGCUGUUAUUUUUGAAAAAUAACACAGACAUUUUCAAUAAAUGGUAUUUAUUAUAUACAUACAUAAUACCUGUCCUAUAUGCGACUGUAAAUGUGUUUUUUAGGUAGCAACAAAAAGAAAACGAAAAACUAACUUUAUACCACGAAUAGAACAAUUUAAUUAUUAAUAACGAAUGUUGGACGAAACUCUAAAUCACUACUGCUCGAAAUGCUGAAACAUUACAAAUAUUUGAUUAGUAUUACUGGAAAUUAUUUAUAAUUUGCACGAAAGCCCCCACACACACACAGACACAGAAACGUAACAACCAAACAACCAACCAACCAACCAAGAGACACAACAGCACCGGCUAAAACAGAGGAAUACUAUCAAAAAUAUUCAAUAGUAAUAAUUUGUUAUGCAUAAACAACAUUAAAUAAACGAAUUAUA